Messenger RNA from Poecile atricapillus (Black-capped chickadee), 1510 nucleotides. It is a transcript of the gene JCHAIN, whose product is annotated as joining chain of multimeric IgA and IgM. The transcript has 4 exons. The record is from RefSeq and is a predicted model, not a curated record. The coding region runs from base 98 to 580 and encodes 160 amino acids. Gene Ontology annotation, molecular function: immunoglobulin receptor binding. Gene Ontology annotation, cellular component: pentameric IgM immunoglobulin complex. Lineage: Eukaryota; Metazoa; Chordata; Aves; Passeriformes; Paridae. Gene Ontology annotation, biological process: humoral immune response.
UUGGCUGGGCUGUUUAUUUUAGGAAACCAAUUUGCACAUGCCCUUAUAGGCAGAGUCAGGCUCUCCACUCACAUUCUUCAAAAGAAGGGAAGGCAAGAUGAAGAGCUCUUUGUUGCUGGCUGCUGCCUUGGCCGUCUCCUUGGGGAUCAUCCUCGUGGCAGGUUAUCCAGUGAGCCCCAUCGAUGAGGAGUACGUGCUGGUCAAUAAUAAGUGUCAGUGUGUAACAGUGACCUCAAGGUUUGUCCCCUCCAAAGAAAAUCCUGAUGAAGAAGUCCUGGAGAGGAACAUCCGCAUCAUAGUCCCCCUGAAGGCUCGGGAGAACAUCUCUGACCCCCUGUCCCCACUCAGGACCACUUUUGUCUACCGCUUGAGCGAACUCUGCAAAAAUUGUGAUCCCAUAGAAAUUGACCUGGGUGGGGCGAUCCACCAGGCCCAGCAGGGCAACUCCUGCGAGGAGCCGCAGACCUGCUACACCUAUGACAGGAACCAGUGCUACAGCUCCCCCGUGCCACUCCUGUUCCACGAGCAGGUGAAGCAGGUUCCAGCAGCUCUGACACCAGCCUCCUGCUUGGCCGAGUAGCUCGGCUCUCUGCUGUGCCAGAGCCUUGGAGCAUCCUCAUUCCCAACCAAAAUGUGUGUGGAGCACCACAGGACCUGGAUGGCAGCACCCCAAACGCCAGCACCUCCAGUAACCCAGCUUGUCUCUUCCCAUCUCCAACCUCAGACUUGUGCCAUCUCCCAAGAGCAGCUCCUGGCUGUCCAUCUCCCUUCUCAUGUCCCUGCAAUGCCAUGUUGUGUGUCAGACUGUACAGACCAGAUCCCCAGCAGAUAGAAGGCCAUCAUUCCCUUCAAGUCAAGGGACCUACAGUAAUUUACAGCUCUGGGGAAGCUGUCCUCCUCCCCAGUCUCCUGUGCGUCUCCCCCCAGCAAGAAUGCCACAGACAUUAGCAGGAGUGUCUGUGCCCUUCUCUCUCCCCUGACCAAUUUCAAGUGGCCUCUGCACAACCUUCAUACAAGGCCUUUGAUGGCAUUAGCAGCAUUUAUGUCCUUAGAAGAGAGCUGUAAAACCAUAGCUGAGAGAAAAGAUGAGGGGCCCUUCUAGCCCUUAGACAUCUGCAGGCUUCCAGGUCUCUCAGAUUCAGAGAAGAUCAAAAGAUGCCGCUACCAUGAAGUGUUUUGCAAAGUUGCCAAGCCCUAAACUGUGCCAGGAAUACUCAAUUCUUCUGGGAGAUGUUGGGCAUUUCACUUUCCCCACUGCUUUACUGAUACUGCUGCCUUCUUCCACCCCUGCUCCUUCAAGUGGUGAAAAAACCAAAAAAUUAACUGGCUCAAUUUUCUUUACUUGUUCCUCACCUUGCAUUUAAAACCUAAAAAAAUUCUAUGAACGCAACAUCAUUUGCUGAAACAGGACCCUAGCUCAGGGUUCAGAAUUAGAGUAAUGAAACAGCAAAAAAACUAUUCUCACAAUUGUAGUUUUGUCAGUGAAACAUUCAAUAAACUUCUUUCUGCA